AUGUACCCAGAAGCUACCUCCGCAGGCCCUUAUCUCCGUUUCCACCCAUCAUAUAACCCUGUUUCGGUAUGUACAGAUAUUCGAUAUCAAACCCUAGCUGUCCAUCCGGAUUUGAAUUGGCAAAGCGGAAAUUCGGAGUCUGUCCAUAACAAUUACUCCUUUGUGACGUAG
Molecule: messenger RNA, 171 nt
Organism: Histoplasma mississippiense
Lineage: Eukaryota; Fungi; Ascomycota; Eurotiomycetes; Onygenales; Ajellomycetaceae
Exons: 5
Coding region: 1-171 (56 amino acids)
Source: RefSeq, a predicted model, not a curated record